UUUUUUUUUCAAAACUUUUCAUUAUGUAGUAUAUGUACUUUUAGUAAGUCAUAUCUUCCACAUCAAACACAAAAAUAAAAACAAAAAACACAAAAGUACAUUUUCUUGGAUAUUCCCUGCCCAUAUCAGAGGAAUGGAAGAGAGCGGAUUGAACGCUGAUAGAGAUGACCAUAUACCGGAAAUCCACAGUCUGCCCAUCUAUCCAAAGCCAUUGGCUACUCGUGAUGUCAGCCAUAAGGUCGAUGAGAAUGGUUUUAGUAUAACUGAAAAGGCUGCCCUGCGUAAUGCCUGGAGGUUCGUAGAGCCCUUUGUGCGACGCUAUGGCAAGGAUAACUUCUAUACUUUUCUGACCACCAACGAUCAUCUGAUCAAUGUAUUUCGAUAUUAUAAUACCAUCCAAUUGGGUAAACUUCAUUCUCAUGCCUUGACCAUGAUGAAAUUGCUGACCAGGCUGAUACAAAAUAUUGACAAUAAUAUUGAAUUUCGUCUGGCACUAGAGGAGAAUCUGCCACGACAUAUGAAAGCCGGAGUCGAGAAGCAUUACAUGAGAAUGUUGGCCAAUGCCAUCAAGGACUAUCUACUAGCCUGUCCGCAGUUGUGUAAUCACAACUCACCCACUCUAACAAGGGCUAUGGAGCGUCUGGUGACCAUUGUCGGUGAGCAUGCGCACACUGAAGAGGUUCGUAAGCGUGCCAUGUCUUUUGCCUAUAUGAGCUGGCAGAGAGGAUCGGAAGUAGGGGAUAUGUACAAUACGAAAAGAAGUACAGUAUUCCUCACCCCCGACAAAUAGUUCGUGAUACUUAGAUUCUACAUAUGUAUGUAUAUUAAUAUAACUGUAUUAAAAACCGCAGUGAUUUAUUACGAAAAA
Messenger RNA from Drosophila willistoni, 868 nucleotides. RefSeq lists its product as uncharacterized. The coding region runs from base 134 to 790 and encodes 218 amino acids. The transcript has 3 exons. The record is from RefSeq and is a predicted model, not a curated record. Gene Ontology annotation, molecular function: heme binding; oxygen binding. Lineage: Eukaryota; Metazoa; Arthropoda; Insecta; Diptera; Drosophilidae.